AUGCGGGAUCCCUUCCCGUUCCCCCCGAUUCCGGCUCUGGCCAAGGCCACCCAGCCAUGGGCCGACCGUCUCUCUUUGCCGACCCUGCCGCUCCAUGUCCAUGAAGUCAUUGGCGCCGCCGCCCUCUACACCUUUGUCCACGUCGUCGUCUCGCCCAUCGUGUCCAACCUUUUCUUCUCCAAGUACUACCCCAAGCACUCGCGCUCCAAGAAGGCCAACUGGGACACCCACGUCGUCUCGCUCGUCCAGAGCACCCUCAUCAACGUCCUGGCACUAUGGGUCAUGUACGCCGACAAGGAGCGUGCCGCCAUGGACUGGGAGCAGCGCAUCUGGGGUUACACGGGUGCCUCGGGCAUGAUCCAGGCUUUGGCCUGUGGCUACUUUGUCUGGGACUUGGGCAUCACGCUGCUGAACUUUGAUAUCUUUGGCUUCGGUCUUCUCGCCCACGCUGUCAGCGCACUUGUGGUCUACUCAUUUGGAUUCAGACCCUUCCUCAACUACUACUCCACGACCUUUAUCCUCUACGAGCUCUCGACACCCUUCCUUAACAUCCACUGGUUCUUCGACAAGCUCAACAUGACAGGCUCCCGUGCGCAGUUGUACAACGGCAUCGCCCUCCUCGUCACCUUCUUCGGCUGCCGGCUGAUCUGGGGCACCUGGCAAUCCAUCGAGGUCUACAAAGACAUGUGGAAAGCCGUACACCGCGCGCCCACGCCGGAGUACAUCCAGUCCUACUACAACACCACCAGCUCGACCAUCGAUGCCGAGAACGUGAUGCUCUUCGCCGCCAAGCCUGAACCCAUCCCCGUGUGGCUUGCUCUGCUGUAUGUGGCUAGCAACUUGACGCUGAACACGCUGAACUGGUAUUGGUUCUUCAAGAUGAUUUCGGCGGUGAGGAAGAGGUUUGUGCCUCAGGACGAGACGAAGGAGGAAAAGUCUGAUCUCAUCGCUGGUAAGGAGGAGAGGGAAGCCAAGUCUACCGCCACCGAACAAGCCAAGCGCCCCGUAAUCGUCAACAGACACCGUCGUCAGAACUCGAUCGAGGACCUCAUCCCCGACAACGAGGAGCUCCGCGAGGGGACGAUCCAGUAG
Neurospora hispaniola is the source of this 1092-nucleotide messenger RNA. Its product is annotated as TLC domain-containing protein. The record is from RefSeq and is a predicted model, not a curated record. NCBI's taxonomy places the organism in Eukaryota, Fungi, Ascomycota, Sordariomycetes, Sordariales, Sordariaceae. Bases 1 to 1092 code for a protein of 363 amino acids. Gene Ontology annotation, biological process: lipid homeostasis. Gene Ontology annotation, cellular component: membrane; endoplasmic reticulum. The transcript is spliced from 2 exons.